AUGCCGACGGUGCGGUCGCGCGGCCUUUCCGGGCCUCUGCUGCACGGGCUCAUUUGCUUCCGGAAUUCCUUCAGGGAGGACAUCACCACUCUGCGCCUUUUGCUCGAGAACGGCGCCCAGCCCAACGCCCUCGACUAUGGUGGUUGCAUUGCGCUGGAUGCUGGGAUGACCUUAGACCCGAGUCCCGCCUAUGUGGCCUGGCUGGAGCUGAUUCUUGCGUAUGGUGGGGUUGCAAGGGACUUUCGCGUGCUUGCGAUGUUAUACAAUGCGGGGAGUGUCCAUGGAAGGGGAGAUCGUGAUAAUGACGGCAAUGGUCUGAGAAACGGCUCGAGGCUAGUCCGCAAGGCGAUUGCCAACGGUACGGACGUGGUCCGCGCGCUGCGUUCCUUCGGGGAUCUUCUGCGAGACCCCGGUUGGGUAUGGGAAGAGCGUCAGGACUUCAGCACCGAACAGGUGUGCGAUCUGGUAGGCCUCGUGCCCGAACUUCUGGAUCUGGUCGAUGAGAAGGGUCAUAUCCCGAUGGACUAUAUAAUGAAGUACCGGCCCGCAGUUUUGCUGUAUCGAGAACAGAUCAAACACCCUCGCAUUGAGAAAAUGCGAGACACAUGGAUCACUAGGCAAGGAGGCAAGCGCUACUGUCAAAUUCGCAAUGCGCCGGAGCAGUGGGAGCACUUGGAGAGCCUGGAAGCCACAGAGCCUGGUCUUCAAAGUCUGCAGGAGGAAGCGGUUCAAUUGUCAUUUGAUUAUAUCAUGGAGUACAAGCCAGCGGUCGCGCUUUACACGGAGGUGAUCAAUCAUCCUCGGAUUGAUGACCUGGCCAACACAUGGAUCAUGAAGCGAGGGCGUGAGAUUUAUCAGGCGGCGCUCGACGGCCAUGCUUCGGCGGACGACCUUGGUUUGGCUUUCUUCCCCUAUGGCAUAAAGCCGCAAUACUAUGUGAAGUUUUACAUGUCCCGAGCAACUGUUCACUAUGCCUAG
This is a messenger RNA of Aspergillus uvarum CBS 121591, 978 nucleotides long. RefSeq lists its product as uncharacterized. The record is from RefSeq and is a predicted model, not a curated record. The coding region runs from base 1 to 978 and encodes 325 amino acids. Lineage: Eukaryota; Fungi; Ascomycota; Eurotiomycetes; Eurotiales; Aspergillaceae. The transcript has 2 exons.